Molecule: messenger RNA, 273 nt
Organism: Sphaeroforma arctica JP610
Lineage: Eukaryota; Ichthyosporea; Ichthyophonida
Exons: 1
Source: RefSeq, a predicted model, not a curated record
AUGUCCAUGGGUAAUCCUACCCUAUUAUACCAUCUCUUCCCAAUGUCCAUGAAUAAUAAUCCCACCCUACAUCUUACCUCAGAUGACACCGGUGAUGACGAGUACGCACACGAGGCCGUGACCUUUGCCCACUCGCAGCCCACCACCACCAGCACUCAGGACAACACCACCAGCCGCCGCAACAACAAGGACGGGCGCCAAUUCUCAAAGACAUUUGUGCUGAAGGGCCACGAGGGGGCUGUAUACGCGGUCAAGCAUUCUCCGUGUGGGAAG